AUGGCACCCGGCGAGUCGAAAGAUGAGCGCGACGAACGAGUUGCUCGGCUCUGGAAAACGUUGGAUACGCGCAAAGAGGGCCACAUCGAUCUUAACGGCCUGAAGAAAGGGCUGAAGAAGAUCGACCACCCCUUGAAAAAUGCAGAUGGCAUGCUCCGCAGCAUCUUGCGCGAAGUUGAUACCAACGGCGAUGGCCGCAUAGACUAUGACGAGUUCCAAGCUUUCAUCAACCAGACCGAGUCGGGCCUAUGGCAGAUGUUCCAGAGCAUCGAUCACAACCACAACGGAGAAAUCGACAAAACUGAGCUGCGCAAUGCGUUUUCGAAAUCGGGCGUGACGGUAUCGACUUCGAAUCUAGACGAAUUUUUCGCAGACGUGGACAAAAACAAUGACGGGGUGAUCUCUUACGCGGAAUGGAGGGACUUCCUUCUCUUCCUACCACUCCAAUCUCCCGCCGACCUUCACGCUGUUCUAUCUUACUACACUGCUACGGGCAAUCUAAACCCGGAAGGAGAUGUGCACAUCAAUGACCUGCAGGGUUUAGGUACAGACCUCUCAUUUCUUAACUAUCUUCCUGUCGCCAAGACCCUCUUGUACCAUUUCCUUUCCCUGCCUAUCCUGGCCUCCCUCCUUUCGUCAGCCGACGCGCAAACCAGCCCAGCCGCAGAGUUGUCACCAAUCCUCGGGAAGGACUUGGCUUUGUCAGACGCUGACUUAGAGCUGGAGUGGCUGCCCAUUCCCAAGACUACCGCCAUGUGGAUGUCGUUCAGCUAUUAUAAACGGAGAUUGACCGAGAAUACCCCCAAAUUAGGUUACUUCGUUGCAGGCGGUAUCGCUGGCGUUGUGUCCAGGACGGCCACUGCGCCUCUUGACCGUCUCAAAGUUUAUCUCAUUGCCAAGACUGGUGUAACGAAACACGCUGUCCGCGCCGCAAAAGAUGGUGCCCCCCUGGCUGCCGCGGGGACCGCUUCGAAAACUCUGGUCGUUGCGCUGAAGGAACUCUGGAAAGCCGGUGGAAUUCGCAGCUUGUUUGCAGGAAAUGGCUUGAAUGUUGUGAAGGUCAUGCCAGAGUCUGCCAUCAAGUUUGGAGCUUACGAGUCCGCCAAACGUGCCUUUGCCCAAUUCGAAGGCCAUGACGAUCCCAAGCGACUCAGACCAACCUCGCAAUUUUUGUCCGGUGGUAUUGGUGGAAUGGUAGCUCAAUGCUUCGUUUACCCGCUUGAUACUUUGAAAUUCCGCAUGCAAUGUUCAACCGUCGAAGGUGGUUUGAAGGGAAAUAAGCUUAUCGCCGCAACUGCGAGAAAAGUUUGGAACGCCAAUGGAUUGUUCGGGUUCUUCCGCGGUCUCCCUCUUGGUCUGAUCGGCAUGUUUCCGUAUGCGGCAAUUGAUCUUACAACCUUUGAAUACCUCAAACGAGCUCUCCUUGCCCGACAAGCACGUUUGAACAACUGUCACGAAGAUGACAUACCUCUCAACAACUUCGUCACUGGCGCCAUCGGAGCUCUCAGUGGAGGUCUGAGUGCCUCAGUCGUUUAUCCGCUGAACGUUCUCCGUACCCGACUACAAGCCCAAGGCACCGUCUUACAUCCUGCUACCUACAACGGCAUUGGUGAUGUUCUACGCAGAACUCUCGAAACCGAGGGGCCCCGCGGUCUCUACAAGGGACUCACCCCUAACCUCCUCAAAGUCGCACCGGCAGUGUCCAUCAGCUACGUGGUCUACGAGAACUCGAAGCGAUUCCUCGCCUUAAAAUGA
Messenger RNA from Penicillium pulvis, 1755 nucleotides. RefSeq names its product calcium-binding mitochondrial carrier protein. Gene Ontology annotation, molecular function: calcium ion binding; ATP transmembrane transporter activity. The record is from RefSeq and is a predicted model, not a curated record. The transcript has 8 exons. Lineage: Eukaryota; Fungi; Ascomycota; Eurotiomycetes; Eurotiales; Aspergillaceae. Bases 1 to 1755 code for a protein of 584 amino acids. Gene Ontology annotation, biological process: transmembrane transport.